AUGCCCUGCGAAUUGAUCGAACUGUACUACAAAGCAAAACAAUCUCUCGCCACUGGAUGUGAACCAGAGAUUGUGUCUUCUCUUAUUUCUCAACUAAAGAGAGAAAAUCUCAUCGAAACUGCAUGGCUUGCGGGUGCCGGAGGUGGCGGUUUCUUGUACGUUUGGUUGAAGAAUGGAGUGGAAAUCAACCAACUGCGAGCUUCUGUUUCUCGGUAUAAGACGGCUGAAAUGUCGGUUCAUACAGUAACUGUUGAUAAUGCUCCUAUCGCUGUGUCUUUUAAUUAG
Messenger RNA from Cooperia oncophora, 285 nucleotides. Lineage: Eukaryota; Metazoa; Nematoda; Chromadorea; Rhabditida; Trichostrongylidae. The record is from the annotation of a GenBank genome assembly.